AGAGGCGCUGGCUGCUCCUCAGUCCGGCGGUUCCGCGGCGCUGCUCGGGCAGCAGAGCCGCCGCCGAAGCCGAUGGGGAGGCUGCGCUGAGCGGGCUGCCCUCCGCAGGAGUCGGCAGCCGAGGGCAGCGGCGCGGCGAGCGAGCAAUGCCUCUCACUUCUCCGCUUGCGCUUCCCUUCCUCCUCCUCCCGCUCCCGGCUCUGAAGCUUUUGUUUUCCCCGGCUGCUGCGACGGCAGGAAACUUCCCGGAGGGAUGGGCUCAGGCCGCGGUUGUGCUGCGCCGGGCUCUGCAGGUCACCGGCCGCGCCGUGAGGUUAUUUGGGAAGGGAAUACUUUGUUAAACACAACAGCACAAGAUGACUUAUGAUUCCUGCUCUUCAUGGGAGCCUGUCUGGAUUGUCCCUGCAGAAUGCUACAGCUUCCUUUCCUCUUCAGUGUUCUUGUCUUGUGGAGUCAUAAACCUCAGUGGAACUUUGGAUGGAAAUACUGACAUGAAUUUAAGAACUUUGAUGCUUUCAGACAUUGAAUUUUGAUUGUUAAACGAUCAGUUAAAAAUACUGCCUGAACAAGAUGAAAUGCCUUGAAGACUUUUGGUUCUGCUUUCAUUUCUCCUGAAGCAAUGGUUUUCUCAGCAAUGUUGACGCUGGCCCAGUCUGGGACCUCAAAUGCUACUUUUAUUGUCUAUGAAAAUGCCUAUACGAAUUUUACCACUCCCCAGUUCUUGCUUCAUAGUGGCACAACACAGCCACUGAGUUAUAGUUCAGGUGUUGUGCUCACCACUGAGAGAAGUACUUUUCUGGUAAACACUACAGCUAUCCUGCCGUCGCAAGAAGUUUUCAGGAGCUUGAGUUUGCCACUCCAGAUCAUUCUUUCUGCUGCUAUGAUAUUUAUCCUAUUGGUUUCUUUCCUUGGAAACUUUGUUGUCUGCCUCAUGGUCUACCAGAAGGCGGCUAUGCGAUCUGCAAUUAACAUCCUCUUAGCAAGCCUGGCUUUUGCAGACCUGCUGCUGGCAGUGCUGAAUAUGCCAUUUGCUCUUAUAACAAUCAUUACCACUCAGUGGAUUUUCGGGGAUAUAUUUUGCAGAGUUUCUGCCAUGUUCUUUUGGCUUUUUGUCAUAGAGGGGGUAGCCAUUCUUCUCAUUAUUAGUAUUGACCGAUUUCUUAUCAUAGUUCAGAGGCAAGAUAAACUGAACCCUUACCGUGCAAAGAUUCUCAUUGUGAUUUCCUGGGCAGCAUCCUUUGUUGUUGCUUUUCCGUUAUCAGUAGGGAAUCCUAACCUGCAGAUACCCUCGAGAGCACCUCAGUGUGUUUUUGGCUACUCUACAAGCCCAGGUUACCGAGCCUAUGUGAUAGUUAUCUUGCUAAUUUCUUUUUUUAUUCCCUUCCUGGUAAUGCUGUAUUCUUUUAUGGGCAUACUCAACACCGUCCGCCACAAUGCAGUUCGUAUCCAUAGCCACCCUGAUAGCAUAUGUCUCAGCCAGGCCAGCAAACUUGGUCUCAUGAGCUUGCAGAGACCUUUUCAGAUGAAUAUUGAUAUGAGCUUUAAAACUCGUGCCUUCACAACCAUCUUGAUUUUAUUCCUUGUCUUCAUAGUCUGUUGGGCACCGUUCACCACUUACAGCCUUAUUGCCACGUUCAACAGCCACUUCUACUACAAGCACAACUUUUUUGAGAUAAGCACUUGGCUCCUUUGGCUCUGCUACCUCAAGUCUGCACUGAACCCACUGAUUUACUACUGGAGGAUUAAGAAGUUUCAUGAUGCAUGCUUAGACUUGAUGCCCAAAUUCUUCAAGUUUCUGCCACAGCUACCUGGCCAUACGAGGCGGCGCAUUCGACCCAGUGCCAUCUACGUGUGUGGGGAGCACCGGUCGGUGGUUUGAAACUGCGGCUCUUUGACGAUGAUUGUUGCGGUUUGGAAUUAUUUUCAGGCUUUAGGUUGAAUUUUGUCUUGUUUCAUAUGGCUUUUUUGGUAUGGCCGUUAUCUUAUAACUUGAUUUAAUUUUCCACUACUCUGUGCAAUUUUGGGAAGAAAGAUAGAGGGAAAGAAAGUGAUUGGUUAUAGUUGGGUUUACUACCGGAAUACAGUGUAAACAAAAUAACAAAUGUUACCUCUGGGAUUCCAUGGAAAUCCAUUCUUUUAAAUGAAAACUGCAUUUGUAACAUUUUGUCAGGUUUAUGCUUACUAGGCCUGCAAUCUAAUUGUAGGGACUUUUUAUGCUGCUAAGAUAUGGUGUAUAUAGUUGGUGUAAUUUUUCUGGAAAAUGUUGCUGCUGUCUGCCAAUUUAUUAGAGCCAAAAAGUCUCAUUAGAUUACUUCUAUUUAAUUUAACAAUAUUUCAGAAGUUUUCAUGAUAACAUUAGAAAACUUUUUUUAGUAUUUCCAUUAAUAUUUUUGUGCACUUUACAGAAUUUACUAUAUAAUUUGUUCAUUGGAAUGUUUUGUUCUGUAUUGAAGGUGUAUUAUUAUUGCUGUUAUUAUUAUUUGUUAUGUUGGUGAAUUUCAGUGAAAGACCCAUGUAAGCUCUAGGAGGGCAAUUUAUGUUGGUAUAGCUACAUGUACAGUCAUAAAUUUGCUGUUUUACUAACAAUUGGUCAAAAGUAACAUUAACUGCUCAGUUUUCAGGGGAGUUAGAAGGAGAAAAUGGAGGAAUGGAAGGGAAAGAGAGCAACAAAAAUUCCAUGACCUGAGGUUUAGGCUAACACACGAUUUAGUAAAACAGUGUUCAUGUGAAAAUUAUUAUGAGGUAAAGGGUGAUUGUAGUUGUUACUUGAGGCUGUUACAAGCUGCUCAAACCUGAUGAUAUCCCUGAAAACCUAUCUGAAAUAGUGAUUUUUGGGCCUGCAAUUUAUACUGUGUUUUUGUAAUGAUGUUUCUGCUCGGAGCUUGUGUAAGGCUGGGUAUGCUCUACCAUGUUGAAAUCAUUCUGUCAGGCUUUUCGUGGGAUAAAAUUAGAAAUAUUAGGGUAAACCAGAAAAGAGAUGGCAGAUAACCCAUAGCUGAGGUUAGGAUUUAGUCUACAUAGUAAUUACAGGAGAAGAAAAAAUCCUCAACUUGCUUCUUUUACAAUUUAAGUGUUGGAUCAAAACCAUAAAGAGACAAUCACAGAAUCAUGGAAUGGCUCAGCUUGGAAGGGAUCGUAAAGCUCAUCUAGCUCCAACUCCACUGCCAUGACAGAUGCCUUCCACUAGAUCAGGUUACUCAAAGCCCCAUCCUCCCUGGCCUUGAACACUUCCAGGGAUGGAGCAUCCACAGCUUCUUUGGGCAACCUGUUCCAGUGCCUCACCUCCCUCACAGGGAAGAAGUUAUUCCUGUAUCUUAUCUAAAUCUACCCUCUUUCAGCCAUGACCCCUUAUAACAGUCAGCCAGCAGACUUUGCUGGGGAUGUAAGUUAAAUUCCCCUUUUCCCUCUGAUACUACUUUUUACACUAAUUUUUUUUUCAUUGCCUCUUUGUCUCUGUAGUGGCUGCUGCCUUAAGGGUUUACUCUCUUGUUCUCAUCUAUUAGGCAUCAGCUUCUCUUCCUGAAAUGCCAAACUACCUUUCUGAUUAAUGUCAGGUUGUCUCGGUACCUGCCUGGAAAGCAGAAAGGCAAAGAUUUUCCUUAAUGAUGGCAAACCAGAUUUUUUUGUUUGGUUGGUUGGUUUUUCUUUGUUUUUGUGUUUGUUUGGUUGGUUUGUUUUUUUGGUCUUGUUUUUGUUUGUUCUGGUUUUUUUUUUUAAAUCAGCUAAAUAAAUAUUUAUUAUGAGAUAAGUAAAAUUAAGACUUAGGUUUGGGCUUUGAAGCCAGAUCCCCAGUUGCUUUGAGGCUGAGGAAAAAUGCCUGUAAAAUUGUGUGUCCUUGCAGUGAGCUUUCUGAGCCCAUGACUUAGAACAGGGUACAACCAAACCUAACAACCAGAGCUAGAAUUUGGGCUUCUCUUGCUUCCAUCUCUCUUUCAGAACCCCAAAACAUGGGGGACCUCGUCAUUGUUGUUGUACCUGAGGAGCAGAUAAUAGCAGUUUGAUCUACUUCUGUCUAUCCACACAGUACAUGUUUGCAUGAAGAAAAUGCCUUGUUCUCUGUGGAUGUCCGGGGACUGCUUGCUUCCUGAGGACAACAAAACAUUCACACCCCAAUGUGAAUUCUUCUUCAGUGAAGAGCUAAUUUAUCUCUGUUCUUCUCAUUGACAGCUGUUGGUAAAAGUGUUGACAGUAUUUAAAUUUUAGGAGCAUAAAAGGAACAAUUUUCAAUUUAGUAAUUUCAUUUUUUAAAAAAAGUUACUAGCUGAGGUUGCGGGUUACAUGUGAAGUUACAUGUUGCCCAGCAGUGGUGGUGUUAUUGAUGUCCAUGUUUUCCUUUCCUUGUCAACUUAACUGAUGAGUGUUUGGAUUUUUCUGAUUGAAAUGAUAGACAGUAAAAGACUUCCACUAUAAAAGAGAGUGUUUUAGUGUGUCUUUGCAGUAAAGCUUUUAUUUUCCAAUUACAUUUACAUUGAUAGCAGAAGUUUUAUGACCUAGUUAGUAUGGAUUUUCUGUUUCAGAGCUGUCAUGCCUGUUUAUCUCUGAAAGCAGCAAAACUGUGCUUAGAGUUAAAGUAAUAGAGAGCAUACACUGUCUAAAUGGCAGGAACAGGUAUUUUUGCUGUCUUCCAGCGCUACAAUGUAAGAGAUUUGAAUGAGUGUUGUAAAACAUAAUAACUCAAGGAGGAAAGAAUAUGAGUAAUACAGGAAAGAUAGUGAAAUUACUUUCUUGAAGGAGGAGGGGAAAACAUAUUGUGGGGGUUUCUCAAUCUCCGAUAAGUACUGGCUGUGAAGUAGAAAUUGCAAACAUCAAAGGCAGUUAAUUUGUUUUGUUAAUAAAGUGUUUGCUUACACUGACUGCAACAAGGUUUCUCCUCAGAGCUGCAUCUGCUGAUCCUUGGAGAAAAGAAACCCAAAUCGCUGGCCCAUAUUCAGAGGUGAUUUACAUAGUGAUACAGUACUCACACCAGUUUUUUUGAGGUGAUCAGAGCAUACAGUGAACAAAAGGGUGUUCAAAAAUCAAGGUGGUUUAGAAGUAUUCCCAGGGUAAUUAUGUGUUUACAGAUCUAUUUGAGCUAUUGUGUCUAAUAUACAUCUCUAGAGCAGUGCCUUGAUAAUUGCACCUGAAGUCCUAACACCAAGUUGAAGACCUCUAAGCUGCUCAGUCUUGCUGCCUGUGAUCCUGCCAGGGAUCCUGCAUAACCAUGCUAACAUUUGUAAUGUUAAAACAUAAACGUGUUGGCGGAAUUUGGGCUACUGAGGCAUUUUAAUGGGCUUGACCAAGACCAAGGAUUUUAGAAAAACUCAAAUAGAUCCUUCUUGACUCUGUGUGGGAAUUAUAAUUUUCUUCCUCUCCAGAAAUGAGUCAUUACUAAUCUGUAUUCCUUCAUGUUACAUUUGCAGACAUCUUUGGUGUGGAGGAUUUAAAUGAAUGUAUUUUGAAUUAUGUUGCAGUUUAAUUCAUUCUGUCAAAGCAUGCUGCUUACACAGUUCUCAAUUGUACAAAUCUAUUGAUGAAAUGAUUCUUUUGUACUCAAAGUUGUGUAUUUUUGACAUUUCUUGUUAUUCAUGUAAAAUAUUUCUGUAUAUAGAGAAAAAAAUUGGUUUGCCUCUUAUUGCUUUCUGUUACUAUUUUUUUUUCACUUGUAUGCUUAAUGCUUUCAUAUUUUAUUUUGGGAAUAUGCAUAAAAAACCUGUAAGAUUUCAAUGAUUUUUCUGCAACCAUUUGAGAUUUCUAAUUCUCAAAUCAUUCAAUAAUGCCCUCCUUGAAAGAGAUUUUAAUUUAUUUUUGUGUGAAAGCUAAAAACUCAGAGCACAAGUUUUUGUUGUGGUUAGAAUGGUGAGAAAUAUCUUAAGUCCAGUUUUCCAGGAGCCAGGAUGAACUGGCUUGACUUUUUUUUUUUUUUUUUUGAGAAGUAGUCCUUUUCUGAUGUGGAGAAACCAUGAACUACUGUUUUAAAACAAGCUGUUAAGUAGAAUGGCAUUGUCUUUUCUGUACAUAUUACACCUGUGAAAACACCUGAGAAAAUAAACAAACAAAAAAAGAAAAUAAACAUAAACAUUCUCCAAAAAGGCAGCAAAAGUCUUUAGAACUGACUCUAUGUUUGUAUAUUCACAGGUUUCUUGGAUUUAAUGCCCAACUUCAUAGUCUCAAACAAUUUAUUUUAUCUGUAUAUUAAAUAACAAAGUUUGCCUGAUGUAAGUGGUUUUGUUUAAGCCAAAAUUAUUCUCAUGUACAGCAUUUAGAAUGCUCUUUUCUGAACCACGGGG
This is a messenger RNA of Myiozetetes cayanensis, 6266 nucleotides long. It is a transcript of the gene GPR63, whose product is annotated as G protein-coupled receptor 63. Gene Ontology annotation, molecular function: G protein-coupled receptor activity. Gene Ontology annotation, biological process: G protein-coupled receptor signaling pathway. Bases 620 to 1879 code for a protein of 419 amino acids. Lineage: Eukaryota; Metazoa; Chordata; Aves; Passeriformes; Tyrannidae. The record is from RefSeq and is a predicted model, not a curated record. The transcript is spliced from 4 exons. Gene Ontology annotation, cellular component: membrane.